This is a messenger RNA of Dioscorea cayenensis subsp. rotundata (Guinea yam), 850 nucleotides long. Its product is annotated as FCS-Like Zinc finger 13-like. NCBI's taxonomy places the organism in Eukaryota, Viridiplantae, Streptophyta, Magnoliopsida, Dioscoreales, Dioscoreaceae. The transcript is spliced from 2 exons. The coding region runs from base 132 to 683 and encodes 183 amino acids. The record is from RefSeq and is a predicted model, not a curated record.
CAAAGACCAAAAGCCAACAAGUAGUUUCUCCAUCAUCAUCUCCUCUUCUUCUUCUUCUUCUUCCUCGUUGUUCUUUCUAAAUCAUUGCCAAUUCAAAGAGAGAUUGGUAACUAACUAGUAACAUAUAUAGUAUGUUCAUGGCCAAGCAAUUAAGGCCAAUUAUCCGGAGAUUACCGGAGACGAUAAUGACCGGAGAAAGAGCAGCUUUAGGUGGCGCAAGCUCAACUCCGGCGAGCCCAUUAGAGCGUGACUCACAGUUGUUGAAAGGGUGGAGGAAUAGGGAAGCUGAUGGUGUUGGGUUAGGCAUCUUGGCUGCUUUGGAUAAGGCCAGUGGCAGCGAGGCUUGUCGGAGAUUUAAUGUAUCAGCUCCGGUGACCAUUGGUGGUGGUGACCGGAGAAGUGGUAGUAGACUUAGAGGGUGUUUGGAGGUGUCUGAGGUGGGGUCUCCGGCAAUGGAUUUCCUCAGUUGUUGUUAUCUCUGCAGGAAAAGGUUGCAUGGAAAAGAUAUAUACAUGUAUAGAGGGGAGAAGGCGUUUUGCAGUGUGGAGUGUAGGUAUAGGCAGAUUGUGAAUGAUGAAUGCAAGGAGAAAUGUGGGUCUGAGGUGUCGAAGGUGGCGCCGGAGAUGGUGAGCUCACCGUGCUCCGGUGGGCGCUUGUUCUUCACCGGUGUAGUAGCAGUGUGAUGCAUCACUAAGAAGAUGGUGAUCUCCAUGAGAACUGAGUUAAUUAGGAAAGGAUGAAAUCUGGCUUCCUUGUAUGAAAAUGCGGCAGAUAGUAACAAACUUUGUAUACCAACAUAUAUGAAAUUAGUAAGAGGGAAAAUUUUGGAUUGAUGAGCAAGUGUUUUUGA